Molecule: messenger RNA, 1539 nt
Organism: Talaromyces rugulosus
Lineage: Eukaryota; Fungi; Ascomycota; Eurotiomycetes; Eurotiales; Trichocomaceae
Exons: 1
Coding region: 1-1539 (512 amino acids)
Source: RefSeq, a predicted model, not a curated record
AUGGAGAAUCAACAUUUCGACUUUUUCCGAUCAGUAACCACCACGAACCUAGCCUCUUUCUUGGAUGCCGGAUUCUGGUCUAACAAUAUUUUGCAAGCAUCUCAUCAGUAUCCUGCAUUAUUUUACGCCACUACUGCGUUUGGCAGCAUACAUCGCUCCUUUCUAAGCGAUGGUACACCGGCUACCGUCCCCCGUGAGGAUACUAAUAGAGAUGCUCAAUUUUCCCUCCGACAAUUCAAUAAAGCUAUUCGGUCAUUGUCCCAGUUACUGUCACAAAAUGAAUACAGCGUCCUGGACCAGCAAGUCAUUUUGACUACAUGCAUACUUUUUACCUGUCUUUGCGUACUCCAGGGUCGACAAGUCAAGGCGUUUAUGCAUGUCAACAGCGGUCUCAAGAUGAUACACCAAUGGAGACUCAACGGCCAAAGUCUACGUGGGUCAGGCAAUAAGAGUGCCGGUAUAGACGCACUUAUCCUAGCCUUUACGCGCCUUGACACUCAGAUCCGCCCGUAUAUUGAUGGCCAGGAAUCCAUUCUGCAAUGGGCAGGCGAUCAAGUGAUUCUAGCACCCUCCAAACUUCCUUUUGAAUCACUUCUCCAAGCAUACAAGGACCUCGAGGCGAUAUUUAACCAUGUUAUGCGGGUAGCCCUUGGACAAAGCUCUAGCCCUAGGCAGUGUUCUUCUCCAGAAGACGAAAUAGAAAGACUAAGAGAUCAGUCCGUUGCAUGGGACAACCGGCUCGCCGUCUUUUUGGCAAAGAAUACCGUACCUCUGAACGAGGCGGAUGAGAACGCUUUGGAUUUACUUCGACUUCGACGGGCGUUUAUGAACCUUUUCUUUAUGCUCAAAUUAUUCUUAUAUGAUCCAGACAACAAGCUGACGCCGACUUACCACGAGAUACUCCAACUAGCGGCCAAGUUUCUCCAACAUAAAGACUAUGAUGAAAACCCGUCGUUAGGUUUACCCGACGACGCCAUUCGAGAGCAACAGCCACAACAUCCAAUUUUCACUCUAGCCACCGGCGUGAUUGAGCCUCUAUUCAUAAUUGGAGCGCGCUGCCGCGAUCCCACGCUUCGACGGAAAGCUCUGCACCUGCUCCAGCUUUACCCACGCCGUGAAGGGAUUUGCGAGGGCAUGUUGGCCGAGAAAAUCGUGCGCGCGGUGAUUGACAUUGAGGAGAAUAACUGUCUGCGGAGCAUGGACUACCGCCAGUCUCAUUCUUCUACUACCACCAGUAGUUCAUUUACUUGUCUAUCCCCGAUUUCAUCACCUUCAUCGGCUUCGGAUACGCUUUCGGCGUUUGGGUAUUCGUACCCAGACUCGAUUUCUGCAUCGACCAACUCUGUCUCACCAGCGGAUAACGAUAUCCCAUUCUUGAGUCCGUGUUCCGAAGAAGGUCAAAUAGUGUGCAAACUCCAUCGAGUAGUGAAAAUUCAGUAUCUACUUUUGACUGAACGUCAGCUGAAAAUCGUCAUGUGGACGGCGGAAGAUUUGCAGUUGAAGAGAAAGGGCAGAGUACUGGUGUCCUCGUGGUGGUGA